AUGACAACUUGUCCUUGUCAGAAGAAAUGGAAUUGCAGUUUCUGUCUGAUGAGCUUCAGUUGGCCAUCACAGACCGUGCUGAAACCCCCAGGCUUGAUGAUAUCUACCAAGUGAAUCAUGGACAAAACUGUGUUCCUGCAGCAAUGUUUGUUACCACAGAGCCUUCUCCAGGAUCAGCAGUUAACCACAGACUAAUAAUGAGAUGGAGUCCUGAGCUCCAGGAGCGUUUUCUUGAGGCCGUGAACAAGCUUGAAGGGCCUGAAAAGGCAACUCCUAAGGCUGUUAUGAAGCUGAUGAAUGUUGAGAGUUUGACCAUCUAUCAAGUGAAAAGCCACUUGCAGAAGUAUAGACUAGCCAAGUAUAUGCCAGAGAGAAAACAAGAGAAGAAAAAUGGUAACUCAGAAGAGAAGAAACCAGCUUUGAAUACCAAUGAAUCAAAAGGUAGAAAGAAAGGAGCCAUACAGUUAACAGAAGCUCUACGUAUGCAGAUGGAAGUACAGAAGCAAUUGCAUGAACAGCUUGAGGUAGAGAGGUCACUUCAACUACGGAUAGAAAAACAUCCUAAGUGCUUGGAGAAGAUCUUGGAAGAACAACACAAAUCUCAUAAAACCGAUGCAUCUGAAGCUAAAUGUGAAACUUCUCGAAAACGUCCAAGACUUGAAAACAGAACAUCCUUAUAGGUAAUAAGUAGUAAACCUUCAGGUCUAUUUUUGUGUACUUGUGUUUACUAUAUGAUCCAAUGAAAGAAGUAUAUUGCC
This is a messenger RNA of Arabidopsis arenosa, 758 nucleotides long. NCBI's taxonomy places the organism in Eukaryota, Viridiplantae, Streptophyta, Magnoliopsida, Brassicales, Brassicaceae. The record is from the annotation of a GenBank genome assembly.